Aegilops tauschii subsp. strangulata is the source of this 633-nucleotide messenger RNA. NCBI's taxonomy places the organism in Eukaryota, Viridiplantae, Streptophyta, Magnoliopsida, Poales, Poaceae. The record is from RefSeq and is a predicted model, not a curated record.
AUGCCCUCAUCGAUCCCGCGGCCACUGGCGACCCCGAGCUACGCCACGGCGUCCAGGCGGUCCGUCGUCGUCGUCUCCUUCCUCUACGCCCCUCGGCUCGUCUCCAGGCCACCGCCAGCGCUCGCCAUCGGGCUCCUCCCCACGCACAGCCGCCACGACCUCGCCGUCGAUCCGCUCCCCCUCGACCCCUCCGGCUUCAUCAAGCCCUCCACGAGCUUUUCUUCGCCGUGCUCGCCGCACCCCCCACCUCCGCUGCCCGCGUCUAGGUCGCGCUGGCCACGCCCCACGCACCCCGCGGCCCCUGUAGCCUUCACUGCGUGCUGCCUGCGGCCCUCCCGCACCCCGGCGCACGCCCUGCGCCUGCCGCCGUUGCCUCCCGCUCCCCGCUGCUGUUGCCCCGCUGUUUCGCCGCCGCCCCUGCACUUGCUGCCACUGCCCGCUCCGUUUUGCUGCUGCUACUGUCUUCAGCCACGCCGGCCCUCGCCCGGCCGUGGCGCCCCGCCCACGCGGCUCCGCUCCCAGCGCACCGCCGUCCCUGGCCGUGAACCACACCGCGCCGGCCGUGCGCUCCACGCCACUGCAUCGCCCGCGCCACGGCUCUGCCCAUCGCUCCUCUACAUGUACUGCUACUAG